Molecule: messenger RNA, 1602 nt
Organism: Paramecium pentaurelia
Lineage: Eukaryota; Ciliophora; Oligohymenophorea; Peniculida; Parameciidae
Source: the annotation of a GenBank genome assembly
AUGAAGUUGGCUAUGGCUCCUUAUCGUCGUAGAAGUUCAAAAAGUCUUUAGGAAGUACCUUCUAAUGCAGAAUUUGAAAGAUAAUAAUCAAAUGGUAGUCUUCGUAUUGAUCCUGGUCCAAUUAACAUUGAAGUAAGAGAAAAUAAUACUAAAGUAAAAAAUUUUUAAUUAUAGGUCGUAGAUUGGAUUGUGUUAAUAACUCCUAUAUGUUAUACAUUUGUGAUUCUAUUCUUAAUCUCAUGGAUUUAUAUAACUACUCCAUAAAUUAGAUAUCCUUAUAUAGCACACAACAUUUUAUAAAAGGCUCAUAAGAUUCAAACUAUGUAUCCGAUAGUUGAUAUUACUGAGUUUUCUCAAUUUUCAUAUCACAUUAGAGGAUGUCCUCCUGAUUUUGAAGAAGCAACUUUGGGAAUUUGGGAGGGAAUUGAGAAUGGCAAUGUAUGUGAUAGAUCAAAUAAGAAUUGUGAAUUAGUUUAGAGUAUGGAACCAUAAAGAUUAAAAUUAUGGAAAUAAAAAAUUUAUUGCAUAAAAUACGACAAAACAGCGUAAUGGCGAAAUGGAAAUCAAUGUCAGAAACAAUAUAAAGCAUGCAGUUCUUAUAUAUGUGUCAAGCAAUAAUUAUAAUGUCCAAUUACGGAUUUAUAAACAAUACAUCAGUAAGGGGAUAUUUAAUUCGGUAAAAACUAGUACAAAAUAGUUAGAGAUGAGAGGUAAACACCUUUAUUAUUUUUUAAUAUUUCUUCAUCUUCAACUUGUUUGAAUUAAAAUAAUUAACCUUAAUUUAAAUCAAAAGAAUAUUAUCCUUUAUCUAAAUAUCCUGAAUCUGGUUGUGAUGAAUUAGGUGAUUACACUAGCAUAACCAAUAUAUUAGAUUCUGGAAUGGUUAUGGAAAUAUUGAAAGAAAAUGAUAUCCCAUUAGAAUAACUUCCUCAUUUUGAUGAAUAUAUUUAAAAUACGGAUGAGUACUAAUUGUAAAUUUUAAGAGGUAUCAAAUUAAAUGAAAUUAAUGAAUGCAAAAAAUUGAAUACAGAAGUAUUUAAUAAUUCAAGCAAGAAGAGUUUUAGAAUAACAAGAAUUAUGAGAAGAAAUAAUCUUCCUCUAAUUACAGGAUGUGUUAUUCUAAUUAUAUUUUCAAUCUUAACAAUUAAAUUUCAUAAUAAUGUAAUUGAAUUACUUAUAUCAUUAGAAAUACUUGACAUUCAUAAAUAAGAGAAUUACAAUGAUAGUUAAUAUAGGAGCUAUAAUAAUAAUGAUUGUAACAUUGAUUUACUCAUCAUUCUUUUUAUAUGAUGUCUUAGCAUCAGUAAAUAUUUGAUAUAUAUUUAGAAUGGGCUUAAACAAAUAAAUGAUAACUUAGAUGUUUUUAUAUCAAAUCAAUGUAUUAACAUAAAGGGAAUAUUAAUUGCAUUAGAUUAGAUACAUUAGUAUUCCUUCAAAAUAUACAAUUCUAAUUUAAGUUUUAUCUAUGCUGCAUUUAUAGGAUCAAUAAUUUAUUUAAUAGUUCAAUCCCUCUUAUAUAUUAUUUAAUAUAUUUCAAGUAAUACCCAAGUAAUAUGCCAAAAUCCAUGGAGUAGUAGAAUUAAUUAUGAAAUUAGAUAUUGA